AUGGAUGAAGUAUGGCUUAUAAUUACUAUUGUAAUAGACAUUGCUGUUAUUGCUGCCAACUCUGGGGAAAUAACGCUUUUAAUAAAGAAAUGGCGCAACUUAGAUCGAAUCGAACAUUUACUUCUCAGUUUAUCUAUAGCCGAUUUUAUUGCCGGAAUAGCAAUGACUUGUCAAGAUAUAAAGCAACUAGUUCAUGUUGUACGCGACAACAAAUUCCAAAUGAAUGAAACAGAUGCAAUAAUAUUUGACAACUUGUUUGUAUUUUGUGUUCUUGUUUCAAACUUUCAUGUGAUAUCCAUAGCAGUGGAAAGAUUAACAGCGGUUGUAUUUCCUAUGAAAUACUCCUUAUUUACAACAUUCAAGUGUAAGGCUAUUACUAUAUGUUUUGUAUGGUGUUUUUCUAUUGUUAGCACUGGAGUAAUAGCUUCAAGUUUUAAAUACAAAAGUCAACCUGCUAGUGAAAAUUUACGCUAUCUAACUUGCGCUGGAAUUUUACUAUUUGCUUGUAUAUCAGUAUUUAUGAUCUACACUGUUUUGUUUUGUGCGUUGGUUAUUCGCGAGAGAGAAAUGAACAAAAUGCUUCCACAAGAGACAAGAAAGUACUUGCGCGAUAAACGAACAACACUUUUUUGUUUACUUAUUGGAGUGACGUUUGUAGUAUGCAUUUUGCCUCCAACACUUGGAUAUUUUAGGCUAUACCAUCCGAUCCAAAACUUGUUUUAUACAUUAAAUCACUUAUUGAAUCCGUUCAUAUAUUUUGCUAAAUCUUUAUACGAAAAGAGAGCGCGAAGUCGCUCCGCAAUAAAAUAUCGCAUUCAAACUACUAAUGAAUUUGUAACCUAG
Hydra vulgaris (swiftwater hydra) is the source of this 843-nucleotide messenger RNA. Its product is annotated as histamine H2 receptor. Gene Ontology annotation, molecular function: G protein-coupled receptor activity. NCBI's taxonomy places the organism in Eukaryota, Metazoa, Cnidaria, Hydrozoa, Anthoathecata, Hydridae. The record is from RefSeq and is a predicted model, not a curated record. Gene Ontology annotation, cellular component: plasma membrane. Gene Ontology annotation, biological process: G protein-coupled receptor signaling pathway.